This is a messenger RNA of Pecten maximus, 5299 nucleotides long. Its product is annotated as dystroglycan-like. Gene Ontology annotation, cellular component: sarcolemma; dystroglycan complex. Gene Ontology annotation, molecular function: laminin binding; calcium ion binding. The transcript is spliced from 4 exons. The record is from RefSeq and is a predicted model, not a curated record. Bases 119 to 1678 code for a protein of 519 amino acids. Gene Ontology annotation, biological process: axon guidance; nerve development; morphogenesis of an epithelium. NCBI's taxonomy places the organism in Eukaryota, Metazoa, Mollusca, Bivalvia, Pectinida, Pectinidae.
GAUAAAAAAAAAUGUUGAUGAGGCUGUAUGAUUGAUCAUCUCUUGUUGACAACCUCGAUUUGCGUCAUACACAGAUCUGCUUGACUAACAUUGAUUAGUAUUUGGGGAGAGUGUUGAGAUGUAUCAUUCCUAUGCCUGGCUCACUGGGCUGGCUUGGUUGAUGAAUAUCCUCCCAUCUGCUGUGCAUGGAGUUUGCCAGAGUUCCACUUCAAGGGGAGACAAUUACAACUUCCUUACUGUAAUGGGAGUUCAAGCUCGUCAUACAAUCUCUACAAGCUUAAAUGCACAAACAGAGUACCAGUUUGUAUCUCCAGAAUAUGAACAUUUAUGGAAAUCAACAUUGGUAACUCCCUUGCCAGUGUGGUUGAAGUACAAUGAGACAACUACCACAGUGUACGGUACUCCAGUGGAAGCAGGAGUGACCAUGGUCAGACUUGACCUCACUCACCUGAAGAUGACCAAUACUUGUAACAGCAGCAUGGCUGCUGACCUCACUAUAGUUGUCCAUGAUGCUCCAGUGGUCAGAAAAGUUACCACAGAUCAGUGCAUUACUACUGAUGCUGCUCCAUUGCUUGAAAGACCCAUCGACCAGCUUAAGGUCCAAGUUGGUCGUCCGUUCCUGCACAGUAUCUGUGACACAUUUAAGAGCUCAGAUAACCUAGAUCUAACUCUGAUGUUGACCCUACCAUACGGGAAAGAUGCUCCUGGUGAUUUUUGGCUUCAGCUUGAUGAAUCAGCCCAAUUUCUGUAUGGUUUACCUUUGGCAGCAGAUACCAUGGUAACUGAUAGUGUAACUUUAGUUGCUAUGGAUACAUGUGGUAAAAAGUCCAGAGAUGCAAUACACCUUGACUUUGAACCACUACCAGAGGUUACUCACACCAUGACCUUGACUGUGACCCCAGCAGCAAGAAGCAAAGGAAGUGAUGACUCUGUGGUUUUAUUGGUGCAUGUUGUUUCUAAGCUUGAAAACUGGUUUAGGAGCAUUCAGGUGAAGGCAGACAUUUAUGUAGUAGGUGUAGAAUGGAAAGAAGACCAGCUGGUUGUACAGUUUACAUUGUCAGGCUCCUCUGUCAGAACAUGUAGCAAACCCUACCUUGAGGAUCUGGUGAAGGACAUGACACUGCCAGCAUUUUCCUGUCUAAUGGCGCCAAUGUUUACCAUGGAGGACCUGGUCUCGGUGAAUUUUUCUGACAGCUGUGUCGACACCUACCCUCAUUCCUCUAUGCCAUCCAAAUAUGGCAUGUCAAAGAUGAAGCCCACCCUAGACCACUGGCUUGAGGUGGUUGUGCCGUGUGCAGCUUUCCUUCUUAUCGUCACUGUUGUGGUUAUUGUACUUAUGGCUUGCAGUGGUAAGUAUCCUCAUCGCAGGAAGAGGUAUGUCUUAAAAUCUGAGAUUCCUACUUAUCUGGAGGACAGGAAGCCAAUUAUCUUUCCAGACGAGACACGUAGAAAGGAAAGCUCACUUGAACCACGUCCACCUAUCUUAAUACCUGGGAAUGGGGAGUAUGAACCAUCUCCAUGGCAACAAGAUGAUGGUGAAAAUGGGAGCCUGCCUCUGUUGAGAGGUACACCUGAUCGAAAUGCCCCAACACCACCAGAAUAUCUCCUUAAUGACAUUGGUGUACCCCCUCCAUACAGACUGCCCCCUCCCUACAACUCCACCCAUCCCACCUGGUGAGAAGUUUGCACUCUCUGGAGUAACAGAGAGCCUAAUUUUGUAUGAUAACUGAAUUUGAAUUGGCAUUGAAUGCUGCUUUUAAUGAUUUGUUUAAUUUGCUGUAUUUUGAUGUUGUAUUGGCUAUCUUAUACAUAUUUGUACUAUUGUUAGUUGCCAUGGUAUGCUACUUUCAUUUACAAAUUAUGACAUAUCACUGAUAAAUAACAAACACUCACCUACAUGUACAUAAAGGUGCAUUUGAUUUAAUAAUUAAUUUAGAUAACCCAAUGUAACUAAGUAAAUUAAUUGGUAAAUGAAACUAAUGUAUUUCUCUUAACAUGAUGUAGUAAAUUGUAGUACGGUAUCAUGUAUAAUUUUUAUCACAUUAGUAGUCUGUACUACCAUGCAAUAUGGCCAUGUCAUAAACAUACUGCAUCACAUAUUUGUCUAUGGAGGGUGAUACCUGUUGAAUGGAAAUUUACCUUUUUUUCUUUAUCUUUUUUUUUUUUGUGGGGGCAGGGGGUGGGGAAUUAAUUUUAAUUGUGAUAUGUGAUAAAUAGAAACUUGUCGUUAUAAGAUUGAACUAUUCAUUGUUAAAUAAAUUGAUAUGUUAACUUACUGGCCUAAUGCCUGGUAACAUAAAACUAUUGAACCUAUUUAAUAAAUUCACAGAGUUAUGUGUAUUUGUGUUUAAUUGCGAUAUUGGAGGAAAUAUUUUCUAUUAGCUUUACACAGGGCUUUAUAUAUUUGUAUACAUGUCUCUCUGCGAAUUUUAAGUUGAUAGACACACAUGUGUACCCAUAAGUAACACAUACAUCAGCUUCUAUUUCUUAACUGCGCAAGUAAAAUUUAUGACCAUGAUAUAAACAUGUUAGAGAAGCAGCCAGUUUCUUUUGGUAAAAAGUAUGUAUACAAUUGUGCAAUAAUAUCAGGUUCUAUCAAAUCAAUCUGAAAAUAUACUUUUAAAGUAGAACUUAAUGUUUGGAGUGGCAAAAAGGAAAAUUCUACAUAAGAGUGACCAAGAUUAUGAAUUAGAGUAUUUAUCAUAUAUGUAUUGGAGUAUUCUCCCAGAAUUAACACACAAUUGAGUGAAAUAUCAAUUUCACAAGUGAUAAGCUAUGAUGUUAUCUGUUUGUGAAAAAUGAUGUCUGUAGGUCAUCUGGUACAGGUAUUGCAGUAUAACCUAGUUGUGUCAGAUAAUUUUUUUUAAAGAAAACAAAAUAAAUAAAAUAUUUCAUUAUGAUUAUUAGAGUCUGAAAAGGAAUUGCUUUUUGUAUUUGUAUUGUUGUUUGUGUAGUAUUUUAUUAAUAUUUAACUUUUUAAUAUGUAACUUCUGAUUAGUAUGUGUAUAUACCGGUAUAAAAUAAUUUCAGCACAUUUUGUAUAUUAGAGGACUUCAUAAUUUAUUUUUAUUUGUAAAUUUGAAAUAAAACAUCCUAAAAUUAACACUCAAUUAAUUGAAUUAUGAAUGCAUUACAUAUUAUGAUAUGCUUGAAUUUGAAUAUCAAAUGUUUGAUAUAAUUGAAAAUAAUUCUUGUGCAACUUAAUAUUAAUAAAUUAUGUAAUUUGUUUUGAUUUCUGACCAGUGAUAAUUUUUUUUAAAAAGGCAACAACAUGUGAUACAUUGUAUAUUUAAAGAGUAUUGAGAUUACUUCCUGUAUAAGUAAUGCUCAGUUUUUGUAACCAUCUUUGGAUUGUGAAAUUAUCUCCCCUUUGCUCAGGACUGUCUCCCUUUAUUCCCUAUGUCUUUAUACACAAACUUGCUAUUUUUAGCCUUAUCAACGUACAUGUUUCUGUAAGACCCUGUCCUUCUUUUAGAUGCAAAUUUUUUAAAUGAUUAAGCCGUAAACAAAUCCUGUUUCACCAAUGUAAUAUCAAUCAUGGUUAAUAUGGAAGAACAAAACAAGCAAAAUUUACAUAUUCUUGAGUCAUUCUUGAUUAACUAAUACUUUAGUUCAUUGUUACUCAGAAGACAGCUUCUUUAGAAAUUAAUUAAGCAAAUAUUAGCAGGUGUAAAAAAACAUCUUAUUUCUAUAUACUGAGUGAGACCUCCCAUUCUUCCCACGCCUACUUACUCACUUCCAUUGGCACUCUCACACACCAUUGGUUGAUACUAUGUGUAUGGUCAGACAUGAUUAUGUGCUCUCUAUGGCUAUGAUUAGUUACGAUUGUUAGUUUGAUGUUGUAUCCAUGGUAUGAUACAUAUCAUUUUCAUUACUACCAUUUUAUCUUUUUCAUUUUUAGAUACUCAUAUUUUAAUUCUCAUAUUUUGUAUAAAAGCGUGGAAUAUGCAUUCUCCAAGAGUUUGUUUAUUCCUUAGUAAGACAUGCACUGUCUUAGUAGUACCGAAAAACUUGCUUUAAUAUUGUCUUGUAACUAUAGUUUUGGUAAUAAUUUAUACAUAACAUUUUGCAUUAUCCGAAAAUAUAGAUUCAAAACUGAAUCUUAAAUUGUUGAAGUGUGUUUUGAUACCUUUUAUAUACAUUUACACUGAACUUGACAAAUAUCUUUUUACAUGAUUUAUAAUUAACUGAUGUAUGUUUUGAUAGUCAACACUUCCUGUUUUAGAACGGUAGAAUCUUACAUAACAAGCCUCGUACUGGCCAGCCAAACUCUUACAGGAGGGUGAACAUAUCCCUGUCUACAGAAUAGGCCCAUGCUUUAUUAUUUUUCUCACAUACUUAAAAAAGUGACAAAUUGUAUAAGGUGUUGUGAAACCUUUUCAUCGUGCCAUCAUCAAUGUCUUGUAAUGACGUUAUCAAUUUGAGCAUGGUUAAGCUACAUAUGAUGAUGAUGUUUACACUAUAUAGUGUGUGGUGAUACGAUGUGCCAUCUGUCUUUAAUUACUUACCUCAUGUGAGAUUGAUUUUUCUCUAUCACUAGCAACCACUGGGUCACCUUGUGGAGUAUGUGAGAAGAUCUUGUCUUGUUCCUGAGACCAAAUCAUGAUUUGUUCAUAAAAAUUAUGAAGGGAUUGGUAAAAUUUGAACUGCAAUGAUAUAGGUGGGCUUAUUACCAGGCAUGGGCUUUUUGUCUGAUUAAUUAUACAUUAUAUACAAAUUAAAUUCAAAUGAGGUAACAUUCAAACCUGUCAUGUUGUUCACACAAGGAUAUUCCUGUCUUGAAUUAAAGAAAAUAAUCAUAUAUAUUUUGGAGAUUAGAAUUAUAGGCUUUAUACAUUCUUGAUAACAUAUUGAGCUAUGAGUCUUAUAGCUUGUCUUCCAUAUGGAGACUGAGCUGAUUAGUAAAAUCUCAAGUAUCCUGGUGUCUUUGAUGCUGAGGAGAAUUAUAAAAUAACACUAUAAUUUAAGUAAAAGUAGUGAUUUGAUAUGACAGGGUUGACUGUAUAUUGACCCAAUUUCUAAAAAAAAAAAAAAAAACUAAGAAAACAACAAUUAUCUUUUGGCUCAUGUCAUCAUCCGUUAAAAUAUUCAAUGAACUGUAAUUAUUAAGUUUUAACUGAUAAAAGAAAAGUGAAAUGCAUGACACUCUAUUUCUUACCCCAUAUUGGAGCAUUGUUUGAUGUUAAUAUUACAUGGUGCAUUGGGAGAAGUAUAAAGUUUUAUUUUGAUUGAGGAAAACAUUUUUACAUAUGUUAUCCUCACAGAAUUUUAAAAGAGUUUUUAACACCCCCCCCCCCCC